UGUCAGUGUUGGACUUUUUUAGGUGUUCUAAACCAGCCGGCAGGACCAGAUGAGGAGUGGUGAUCAUUGUGGAAAACACCGUUGGUGAUCUGCGGCAUGAUGGAAGGUGAGGUUCCAAAUUCAGAUGUACUGAUUAAGGACAUAUUUACAACAGCUGAAAAGUGUCUUACGGAUGAAGAAAAAAAUCGGCUGCGGGCACAAGAUAGCCGCCUCGUGACAGAGUUUAAAGCUAAGAAGCUCGAGGAAGAGGCUCAACGUCAUUGGGACAUUUUCUAUAAACGCAAUGAAACACAUUUUUUCAAAGACCGACGUUGGACUACACGUGAGUUUGAGGAAUUAUUGGAAGGAACCCAGGAUCGAAAUGGGCAAGAGAGCUUCAGUGAUGCGAAAUGUCCACGGCAUCUAUUCGAAGUCGGUUGCGGAGUUGGAAAUUUAAUUUUUCCACUAAUAGAAGAGCAAAAAGAAAAAUAUUCCGGUAUACAUAGUUGGUUUUAUUACGCUUGCGAUUUUUCGCCACGCGCUAUUGAAUUUCUGCGUUCUAAUCCACUAUACGAUGAGCACCGCAUGUGCGCCUUCCAGUGUGACAUUACCACGAAGCAAAUGCACGCGUACAUAUCAGCGUGUUCGCUGGAUAUUGUUACAAUGAUAUUUGUAUUAUCCGCAAUACAUCCUGAUAAAUUUGCCACAGUUAUAGAAAAUAUUUAUCGGCUCCUGAAGCCGGGUGGGGUUGUGCUCUUUCGCGAUUAUGGACGUUACGAUAUGGCACAGCUGCGUUUCAAGCCAGGAAACAAGAUUGCUGAAAAUUUUUACAUGCGCCAAGAUGGAACCAGAAGUUACUUCUUUGCUGAGAAGGAACUAGCAGCAUUGUUUACAAAUUCCGGCAAAUUUGAGGUAAUUGAAAACUCGUACGUUCACAGGAGAACAUUGAAUGUGAAACAGGGCAUCGAUGUGCCGCGAAUUUUUUUGCAAUCAAAGUUUCGGAGGAGAUAAUUUGGAAAAUAAUACAACUGAUAUUUUUUAAAUUCAACCUCCGUAAUUUAUUAGUUGUAUCAUUAUAAUUAAAUAAUAUAGAUAACAUUUUGUUAGGUAACAUUGAAUACGUACAUUUAAAUAUACAUACAUACAUUUAUGGAUUAAAAUUUAUAA
Molecule: messenger RNA, 1146 nt
Organism: Rhagoletis zephyria (snowberry fruit fly)
Lineage: Eukaryota; Metazoa; Arthropoda; Insecta; Diptera; Tephritidae
Product: methyltransferase-like protein 6
Source: RefSeq, a predicted model, not a curated record